This is a messenger RNA of Manis pentadactyla (Chinese pangolin), 2206 nucleotides long. RefSeq names its product DPY30 domain containing 1 (gene DYDC1). The transcript has 6 exons. NCBI's taxonomy places the organism in Eukaryota, Metazoa, Chordata, Mammalia, Pholidota, Manidae. Bases 85 to 552 code for a protein of 155 amino acids. The record is from RefSeq and is a predicted model, not a curated record. Gene Ontology annotation, cellular component: Set1C/COMPASS complex.
GAGAACGCAGGCGCCGUUCGGAGAAAGGUUGGCCGGGCGUGACUGGGCUCUGACCGCCGGCGGCGGCUGGGCCGGGAAUUUGAAAUGGAGUCGAUAUAUCUUCAGAAGUAUCUUGGGACAUGUUUAACUCAAGGUCUUGCAGAAGUGGCAAGAGUUCGCCCAGUGGAUCCAAUAGAAUAUUUAGCAUUGUGGAUUUACAAGUAUAAGGAAAAUGUCACCAUGGAGCAACAGAGACAAAAGGAAAUGAUUGACUUGGAGCGUGAGAGAGAACUAGCUCUAAUGGAGCAGGAAAUGAUGGCAAGGCUCAAAGCAGAGGAGCUCAUGUUUCAGGAGCAACAGCGGGCAUUACAGAUGGAGUUGGAAAUGCAAGAGAAAGAGAGACAGAGAGCAGAACUGCAGAGGGCUCAAGAACAAUUAGAGAAGGAUGCAAACUCAGGCAAAACACUAGCUGAAAUUAGUGAUCGGUAUGGGGCACCUAACUUGAGCAGAGUGGAAGAACUUGAUGAACCAGUGCCAUCUGAUGUUGCAUUAAACAUCGAUCAAGAUUUGUAGGAUCAACCAACCUAGGAGCGAUACAUUUUUCUGCUUGUUUUAUAUUUCAAAAUAUGAGGUUGCCAGUUGUAUUUUUUGCUCCAGAUUUGAACUCUUUUUUUUCCCCUAAGACAGCUUUAUAAGUGGGCUUUGAGGGUAGCCAUAAUGUAUUGUUUUCAAUUCCCCAAAUCUCAGGCAGUCUUGUUCUCACAAAGAUACACACACUUUUUUUUUUAGCUCAUCUCACAUUUGCCCCAUUUAGUUACUUUGGGAAACUCUCCCUUUUGUUCUCUCAAUGGAAUCAUAAAACAAAUAACCAGUUGCAUUGGGUGUGUUAAUUUUUCUUUAAAUAUUUGGUAAAAUUCACCUGUGAAUCCAUCUGGUCGUAGACAUUUCUUUAUUGGAAGCUUUUGAUUACUAAUUCAUUCUCUUUACUUUUAGGAUUUCUGUUUCUUCUUAGUCAAUUUUUAUAGUUUCUGUCUUUCUUGGAGUUUGUUCAUUUCAUCUAGGUUAUUGGAUUUGACAUACAAUUGACAUAAAAUUGGCCAUAGUAUCCCCCUAUAAUCCUUCAUAUUUCUGUAAGGUCAGUAGUAAUAUCCCUUCUCUCAUUCCUGAUUUUAGUAACUGAAUCAUCUUAUUUUCUUGGUUAGUAUUUCUGACCAAGAUUAAAUUUUUUAAUCUUAAAUUUGUUUUCUAUUUAUUUUAUUUCUGCUGCAAUCUUUAUUACUUCCUUCCUCCAGUUUGCUUUGGGUUUAUUUUGCUCUUCUUUUUCUUCUUUAUUUAGGCAGAAGAUUAGAUUAUUGAUUUGAGAUCUUUUAAAUUAAUGCAUGCUAUAUGUGUUUUAUUUUGUGUUUAAUUAAUGCAUGCUAUGAAUAUCUCCUCCCAAAAUUCACAUGUUGAAACCUAAUUCUGAAUGUGAUGGCAUUAGGAGUUGGGGACUUUGGGAAGGGAUUAUGUCAUGAAGAUGGCGUCUUAAUGAAUAGGAUUAGUGCUCUUUUAAAGGAGACCCCAGAGAAUUCCCUCACCCCUUCUUCCAUGUGAAGACACAGCAAGAAGGUGGCUGGCUGUGAAGUAGGGAAACAAGUCCUUUCCAGAUACUAAAUAUGUCGCUGCCUUGAUCUUGGAUUUCUUAGCCUCCAGAACUGUGAAAAAUAAAUGUUUGUUGUUUAAGCCAUCCAGUCUAUGAUUUUUUCAUUUCAGAAAUCCAAGUGGGCUAAGAUAAUGCAUUUGCAGCUAUAAAGUUUCCUCUGAGCACUACUUUCCUUGUGUCUCAGUAGUUUUGGUAUACUGUGUUUUCAUUUGCAUUCACCUGAAAAUAUUUUCUAACUUCCUAAAUUUCUUCUCUGACCCACUGGUUAAAUACAAAUGUGUUAUUUAAUUUUCUUGUCUUUGUGAUUUCCCCAAAUUUCUAAUUUCCUUAUAUUUUGGAUUUUCCCAGAUUUCCCUCUGUUUUUGAGUUUUAGUUUCUGCCUUGAUCAGAGAAUAUACUUCACAUUGUUUCAGUAAUUUAAAAUCUAUUGAGAGUUGUUAUAUACCUACCAUAUUUUGUUUUGUGGAGAGAGAAUUUUCUAUGUGCACUUGAGAAGAACUGAUGUUCUUCUGUUUUUUGGUGCAGUAUUCUAUACAUUUGUAGGUCUAGUAUUAUUUAAGUUCUCUAUUUUCUUUGUGAUCCUAU